AUACUCCCUCUCCUCUAUCUGAUCCAACAUAACCAUAACUCUUAUUUUUCUUCUUAGCCAAACAAACAAAAAUCUUUUAUUACCUGACUACUUCGAAGCUCCUUAUUUUUUUUUACGUAAAGCAGAGAAAGCAAAAUCAUAUGAGGAGAGUUAGUUGGUCUACUAUUUUGAUCGUGGUGAUGAUGGUGUCCUUGUUGGUGGUAGAACACGUGGUGGUUCCGGCCGCGGCAGGGAGGGUUCUAAUGGAGAAGUCAGGAGACGGAAGAGCGACGGUGAUGAGUGUGGAGAAGAUGAAGUCGACGGUGGAUUCCUGGUUUCAGCGUUUGGCUUCAGGUCCUAGUCCAAGAGGACGUGGCCAUUAAAACUAGUUUUUGUUUCAAGUUGGAGGAGAUGGAUUAGUGUCGAUAUAACCAAAUAUGUAUACAAAAAAGUAUUCAGUUCAUUUAUUUCUUUGUUGUUUGAUCUCUAGGGUAAAUUCACAUAUAUAGAUAGCGGUAGAAACUAAACCAUCAUUUUGACCCCAAAAAAACUAGACCAUCAUUAUACAUGUACAUCCUUACUUUUGCUAGUUGUUAAUCUCAAUAAGAUUGCUUAAUCUGCCUUUACGAGAGAAUUAUUUUUGUGGUAGUUGAGAACAACGAUAUGCCUCAAAAAAAUUAUUGUAAACGAGUAAGCCUUGCACGCCAGUCUGCCGGGGUCACCUUCCUAAAAUUUUAUAUUACAUAGUUUUUGCCAAAUCAUGAGGACAACAAGACGCGUCUGCAUGUUAAACAAAUUGGAGUUGGAGUGAGAACAAAGCAUGAAACUAAAGUUACCGAGCAGUAAACCAGAGUAGUACAAGUCGAUCUAGAGAAUUGAAAAUUUGGAAGAAAAAAAAUAUUAUCCAACUUCAGAAUGAUUUAGUGCACAAUAAGCGCGAUUCAACAGAAGGAAAUUGUUAACUAAACCAUUUAAUGGG
Brassica oleracea var. oleracea is the source of this 958-nucleotide messenger RNA. RefSeq lists its product as uncharacterized. The transcript has a single exon. The coding region runs from base 141 to 362 and encodes 73 amino acids. Gene Ontology annotation, biological process: defense response. NCBI's taxonomy places the organism in Eukaryota, Viridiplantae, Streptophyta, Magnoliopsida, Brassicales, Brassicaceae. The record is from RefSeq and is a predicted model, not a curated record.